This is a messenger RNA of Morone saxatilis (striped sea-bass), 2079 nucleotides long. It is a transcript of the gene acvr2ba, whose product is annotated as activin A receptor type 2Ba. Gene Ontology annotation, molecular function: activin receptor activity; ATP binding; activin binding. Lineage: Eukaryota; Metazoa; Chordata; Actinopteri; Moronidae. The coding region runs from base 398 to 1885 and encodes 495 amino acids. Gene Ontology annotation, cellular component: plasma membrane; activin receptor complex. Gene Ontology annotation, biological process: protein phosphorylation; activin receptor signaling pathway; cellular response to growth factor stimulus. The record is from RefSeq and is a predicted model, not a curated record. The transcript is spliced from 11 exons.
UUGGACACAGAUCAGUAACAUGCAUGUAAACCCCGACCGACCUCCCGAUGCAGCGGUGCUUCUAUUCAAGUGAAUAACCUCAAAAAGAGCGCCGGGUUUUCGUCUCGGAUGGUUUAACGGCUUCCCAUUCGGUUUCUGGAUCCACUUCCGACGCGAAAUGCCGCACCUAUUAAUGUACUAACAGUCUGGCAGUCAAUUAAUCGCUCCUAUCUUUUCUCGCAACAUUGUUGCAGCGCCGCGGCUAUUGACACGCGCUGUGGUGGUGGUGGUGGUUAGGCUGCGGAGGGACCGGAGGCCUGUGGUCGUUUUGAUCCUGGACUGAUGUUUUGGACAACCUGAGUUUUAAUGUUCGCGACGGAAAGUGGGGGAAACCUCUGUCCUGUAUUUCAAACGGAACAUGUCUUUUUCGUGGCUGACUUGUUCACUUCUUCUGGGAACUUUAUGCGCAGGGUACAGUCUGGGCGAAGCAGAGACCCGGGAGUGUGUGUACUACAAUGAUAACUGGCGUACGGAGAGGACCAACCAGAGCGGCUUCGAGCGCUGCGAGGGGGAGAAGGACAAGCGACUGCACUGUUAUGCCUCCUGGCUCAACUCCUCAGGGACCAUCAAGCUGGUGAAGAAAGGCUGCUGGCUGGACGACUUCAACUGCUAUGACAGGCAAGAGUGUGUCUCCAUGGAGGAAAACCCUCAGGUCUUCUUCUGCUGCUGCGAGGGCAACUACUGCAAUGAACGAUUCACCCACCUUCCUGACAUGAUUGGCAGUGGCAACCGAGUGAAAAUACGGCCUCCACCCCGAGUGCCGUCCCUGCUCAACGUGCUGGUGUACUCCCUGCUGCCUCUCUGUGUGCUGUCCCUGGCCCUUGUUCUGGCCCUGUGGAUGUACCGCCACCGCAAACCUCCUUACGGCCACGUAGACCUGAGCGAGGAUCCUGGACCAGCUCCUCCAUCCCCCUUGGUGGGUUUGAAACCACUACAGCUGCUGGAAAUCAAAGCUAGGGGGCGCUUUGGUUGCGUUUGGAAGGCCCAGUUGAUGAGCGAAUAUGUUGCUGUCAAGAUCUUCCCCGUUCAGGACAAGCAGUCAUGGCAUAACGAGCGGGACAUAUUCAUGACUCCAGGAAUGCGACACGAAAACCUCUUGCGUUACAUCGCUGCAGAGAAGCACGGAAGCAACCUGGAGACGGAGCUGUGGCUCAUCACAGAGUUUCACGAAAGGGGCUCACUGACAGACCACCUGAAGGGUAACACUGUGACCUGGAGUGAGCUGUGUCAAAUAGCAGAGACCAUGUCCCGCGGCUUGGCCUACCUCCAUGAGGACAUUCCCAGCUACAAGGGAGAGGGGCCCAAACCCACUAUUGCACACAGGGACUUCAAGAGUAAGAAUGUGAUGCUACGAGAUGAUCUGACUGCAAUCAUCGGAGACUUUGGGCUCGCUGUACGAUUUGAACCAGGAAAACCUCCAGGAGAUACUCAUGGCCAGGUGGGGAAACACUUCAGUACUGGUUAUUAUUUCUACAUUCUGGUGCUGUGGGAGCUGGUGUCCCGCUGCACAGUAACCGACGGUACAGUUGGGGAGUUCAUGCUGCCGUUUGAGGAAGAAAUAGGCCAACAUCCCUCCCUGGAGGAUCUGCAGGAUGUGGUCGUGCACAAGAAGAUGCGUCCAGUCAUCAAGGACUGCUGGCUCAAACAUCCUGGUCUGAGCCAGAUGUGCGAGACCAUCGAAGAAUGCUGGGACCACGACGCAGAGGCGCGAUUGUCCGCCGGCUGCGUCGAGGAGCGCAUCGGCCAGAUCGCCAGGACGAUCAGCAGCACUACCUCAGACAGCCCCGUCUCCAUUGUGACGUCUCUCACCAACGAGGACCUACCUCCCAAAGAGUCCAGCACCUGAACUGGUGAACCCAUCCUUCACCCGAGCUCCUGACUUUUUAUUUUUCAAAUCCAAACUCAGCGGAUCUCCGUGAAUAUUUAAAAGCAUAAAAAAAAAACAACAACUAGCAAAGUGAAUGCAGCUGCUAUUUUAUCCCAAUACUGGUAUUUUUUUUUUUCUGUUUUAAUGUUUUUGGUGUUUAAAGUCAAAUCCUA